AUGUGUACAAAGAUGGUCCAAGUCCUUUGGGGAUGUUUCCUCCUGUGGAAUGUCUACAUCUCAUCUGCUUGGAUCACACACCCUGGAAUCAAGGCAAGGGCUACUCAGCGGGCUCUGGACUAUGGCGUUCAAGCUGGGAUGGAGAUGAUUGAGCAAAUGGCCAAGGAAAGAAACCUUCCAGAUUUAAAAGGUUCUGAAUCUCUUGAAUUUCUGAAGGUUGAUUAUGUGAACUACAAUUUCUCAAACAUAAAAAUCAAUGCCUUUUCAUUUCCCAACACGUCAUUAGCCUUUGUGCCGGGGGUGGGAAUCAAGGCACUGACCAACCACGGCACGGCCAACAUCAGCACAAACUGGGAAGUCAAGUCGCCACUUUUCCAAGACUCAGGAGGAGCUGAUCUAUUUCUCUCUGGGGUCUACUUCACGGGUAUUCUUAACCUGGCCCGAAAUGACUUGGGUCAACCAACCGUGGAGCUCCAAGACUGCCACGCCCAAGUGAGCCACGCCCACGUCUCAUUUUCUGGAGAACUCAGUGUCCUGUAUAACUCCUUUGCUGAGCCCAUGGAGAAACCCAUUUUAAAGAACUUAAAUGAAAUGCUCUGUCCCAUUAUCACGGGAGAGGUGGAAGCACUGAAUGCCAAUCUCAGCAUGCUGGAGGUUUUAACCAAGAUUGACAACUAUACCCUGCUGGAUUAUUCGCUAAUGAGUUCUCCAGAAAUUACUGAGAACUACAUUGACCUGAAUUUGAAGGGUGUAUUCUAUCCACUGGAAAACCUCGCCGACCCCCCCUUCUCCCCAGUGCCUUUUGUGCUCCCAGAACGCAGCGACUCUAUGCUCUACAUUGGAAUCUCCGAAUAUUUCUUUAAAUCUGCAUCCUUCGCUCAUUUUGCAGCUGGGGCUUUUAACAUCACUCUCUCCACAAAAGAGAUUUCCAGCCAUUUGGUUCGAAACUCUCAAGGCGUUGGCAACAUUCUCUCCCGGAUUGCAGAGAUCUACAUCUUGAACCAGCCCUUCAUGAUUCGGAUCAUGGCCACGGAGCCUCCCGUGAUCAGUUUACUACCGGGGAACUUCACCCUGGACAUCCCUGCUUCCAUCAUGUUACUCACCCAGUCUGAGAAUUCGACUGCCGAGACCAUCGUUUCCAUGGACUUUGUCGCUAGCACCAGCGUCGGCCUGGUUAUUCUGGGACAAAGACUGAUCUGCUCCCUGUCUCUGAACAGGUUCCGCCUCUCUUUGCCAGAGUCCAAUCGCGGCAAUAUUGAGGUCUUGAGGUUUGAAAAUAUUUUGUCCUCCAUUCUCCACUUUGGCGUCCUCCCACUGGCCAACGCAAAAUUGCAGCAAGGAUUUCCUCUGCCCAGCCCACACAAAAUCUCAUUCGUCAAUUCAGACGUUGAAGUCCUUGAGCAUUUCCUUUUGAUUUCCACUGACCUGAAGUAUGAAACGCCCUUAAAACAGCAGCCAAGUUUCUACGGUUGGGAAGGUCUGAAUCUCAUAAAUGGACAGUGGAGGGGGAAACCAGUGCCCUGAUUGCUGGUUUGGAGUCCACUCCAGGAAUUCAAUGGCCCUUAAUCCCACCGACCGUAAACCAAGAAGGAGAAAACAGUGCACGCUGGAUCCUGACGUUCUCGUGGAGUGCCUCGGCUGAAUGUUUUCCUUCUCAAGCCCUCUGGGACGGAGGGAGGCAGACUGGGUUAAAGAGUUAAAUCAGGACGUGUGUAUCUGUGUGUGUGUGUAGGGAUGGUCAUUUGAAUGUGUGUUCAUGUUUCAGUGCACGUUGUGUGUUUCUGUGUUUCUAAGAUUCUGUGGCCAAGAGCUAGGCCUGUGCUUCCGAAGAGGUUUGUGAGAAACUCUGAAGUACAGAGUUGAAUUGGUGGCGUCAGUGGAGAUCCCUUCAGCCCUUUCCGCUCUCGAGGGUUCUCCCCCUCCCUGUAUGUUGGAUUUUAUGUUUUAUAUUUACUGCUACUGUCCCCUGUAUUUAAUUAAAAUUGUUUUCU
Molecule: messenger RNA, 1991 nt
Organism: Eptesicus fuscus (big brown bat)
Lineage: Eukaryota; Metazoa; Chordata; Mammalia; Chiroptera; Vespertilionidae
Gene: BPIFC
Product: BPI fold containing family C
Exons: 15
Coding region: 1-1524 (507 amino acids)
Molecular function (GO): lipid binding
Source: RefSeq, a predicted model, not a curated record